Sinocyclocheilus anshuiensis is the source of this 1110-nucleotide messenger RNA. RefSeq lists its product as uncharacterized. The transcript is spliced from 3 exons. Gene Ontology annotation, cellular component: synapse. Bases 1 to 1110 code for a protein of 369 amino acids. The record is from RefSeq and is a predicted model, not a curated record. NCBI's taxonomy places the organism in Eukaryota, Metazoa, Chordata, Actinopteri, Cypriniformes, Cyprinidae.
AUGGUCCAGUUUUCUACGCACACCAAUAAUGGAGGCGAAAAUACAGAACGGCUCAUCGAAAACAGGACGAGGGGUUACGGUCAACGGGACGGUGUCCACCCUGAAGAGGCAGCCGAGGCCACCUGUCUCCUGCACAGCUCCAUUAAGCAGCACAGCGAGGAGGUUUUCUGGGUGCGUGCCAGCUCUGUGAGUAGACCUCAGGGUACGAGCGAUUCCGAGACAGGCUACCAGAACUCCGACAGCUGCCAGGGAAGUGUGGUGGGAUCGGAGAGCCAGGAGGGAGCGGAGCAGGUCGAUGCAGGGCGGAGGGACUCGUUGUCAAGUCAGGGCACCUCUGCUGCUUCAACGGCGUCAUCCAGCUUAGAGCAGAAGAUUGAAGAGAAGCUCAAGUUUUCUCAGUUUCUUGAUGAGGUUACAUGUAGGGUCCUGGAACCCGAGUGUCUGCAAGCCUUCGGAGCGCCUAUCCGUCAGAAGGAGCAGCCUUGUCCACAAACAUCGUCUCUCCAAUGCCUAAACUUAACACCAGUUUCCAGUCCUUGGUUUGGUUCCAGUAGGGAUUCUGCCUGUAAUUCCAGGGACAGUAACAUGUACAAGUGGGCCAAGUGCAUGCCGAGCUGCAAGAUUCUGGAUGCCAGCGAGACCCUUAGAAGAACUCAAGAGGAACCACCGUUCAUGGAAAUGUUAGGAAGUACCUACCUAGAGACUGACAUAGACAGAGUAAGGAGGGAAGAUGAAGUGAGCUCCAUACAUCUACGAGACAUGGAGAAGAGAACUUUACAGACGAGUGGCAAAUCUUCUCGAGGAAGUCCGAGUCCUGUUUCAAAGCACUCAGACGGGGCACUGCGGACACCGCACUGCACAACCUCGCUCCCGAGACCUGCUGUGAGCGCCAUCAUGGUCUCUGAUGGAGACGCAAGCAGCAGCAGUUCACUGCAGGAGCAGAAGGAGGAUCUGCGCAGACAUCUCGGCUACAUCACACACAAACUGCAGCAGCUGCAGAGCGAGUUCGAGUCAACGCGUCAGUAUCUGGAGACGGAGCUGCGACGAGCUCAAGACCAAUUCGACAAAUUCACUGAGAAACUGCGCAGGUCCGAGAAACACGGUCACUGA